AUGACGUCUACUAUACCGACAUUGGUCGCAAGGGCGACGGUUGACUCGACAGAGAUAACGACAAUGCCGACGACAACGCUGGCCAUGUCAAGUAUCUUCACAGCCCCUGCUUCAUGCUCGAGCUCAUGGACAUACGAACCACGGGCGGCAAACAAUGUCUUAAAUGGACUCUUAUUGCAAAAUGCCGUCGCGAACGACAAUGCCGAUCCCGCAUGUUUCCCUUCUGGGUACAGUCAAUAUGGAAGAAUUCGACCAACUCUCGUCUAUAGCCCAGGCUAUUGUCCAGGUGGAUACACCUCAGCCGAUUUAGUGAUUCACAGUCCAGCAACCACUGCCAUAUGCUGUCCCUCUGACUUCUCCUAUAUCGAGGAGCCAAGGGACUCCACAACGACAUACGGCGGAUGUGUAAGCGAAUUUCCUAGUUCAUCAUCCACCAUUGUCACCGUCCGGCAGGUCAGCCAGGAGAGCACACAGGUCAACGGCCCCGUCACGAUGUGGGCGCAACCAAUCCAAAUCGAGCUGCAAGCUUCAGACAAAAGCCUAUUCGUCUCCGCCACUACAACAUCCGACACAACAACCUCAGACUCAUCACCACAGACCGGCCCAGCAUCUCCAAACCCAGCUACACCAAAACCGGCAAACCCCGCAGCCCCAGGCACGGGGACAGGAACAAGCGGCCUGUCAACAGGAGCGAGAAUCGGCGUUGGCGUCGGUGUCGCCGCAGCAGGACUCAUUAUAAUCGCCGCACUGGCAUUUUGGCUAUUCCGCCGGCGCCAGAACAAAGGAAAGAAGAGUCUGCAGGAUACAUCGUCACUUGGAGGGAGUCACCCAGAAGCUAGCGAGCUUGGUGGAAGCACUAAAUUCGGUGCGAACCCAUCAUACAAAGGCCCGGGAUAUGGAACGCCGAGCGAGCUUGGUGGGAGUUCGCAGACGGGAACGUCUACCGUUGUGGCGAAUACACGGACGGGUCCUUCUGAACUAGAUGCGGCAAACCCCGGCCCGAAGUUCGUGCAUGAACUUGGUGCUUAG
Messenger RNA from Penicillium verrucosum, 1029 nucleotides. RefSeq lists its product as uncharacterized. The coding region runs from base 1 to 1029 and encodes 342 amino acids. The transcript has 2 exons. The record is from RefSeq and is a predicted model, not a curated record. Lineage: Eukaryota; Fungi; Ascomycota; Eurotiomycetes; Eurotiales; Aspergillaceae.